UCUCUUGCUUUACUACAUUACUGCCCGCGAUGCGACCUCCAGACGAUACGCUCGCUUCUUCUGCCGCUACCGCAGUGUCGGUACAUUCCACCGCCAACGAUUCUACAAUUCUACAAAAAGUGAACAGCCAAGAAGCCCCCGUGCAAUCGCGCCCUCAAGAAGUGCAGGAUGUUGAAAAGCAAGAAGUGGAAAAUAGCGAGCCCACCGUCGAUGCUGCUGCCGCCGACGCCGACCAGCAGUAUCCUGCCUUCUGGAAAUUAGUCCUCCUGUUAAUAGCCCUUUGCAUGGCCAUGCUUGUCGUGUCCUUGGACGGUACUAUUCUCGCCACCGCCAUCCCCAGAAUCACCAACGAUUUCAACUCCUUAGAUGAUGUUGCUUGGUAUGGAAGUUCGUAUCUCUUCGCUGUCUGCGCACUGCAGUUGAUGUUCGGCAAAUUUUACGUCAUGUACUCCGUAAAAUGGGUGUUUUUAGUAGGCGUUUUCGUUUUCGAGAUUGGUUCCCUCAUCGCCGCCGUUUCUCCGUCUUCAGCUGUCCUGAUCGUUGGGCGAGCUGUCUCGGGUUUGGGCGCCGCCGGUAUCUUCGCGGGGGCUAUCAUUAUUUUGGCAACUAAUAUACCCCUGAGAUUGCGACCUAUUUAUACAGGUCUCUUGUCGAGCAUGCACGGUAUCGCCAGCGUGGCUGGUCCUAUUUUGGGAGGUGCUUUUACUGACCAUGUAACAUGGCGGUGGUGUUUCUACAUUAACCUUCCUCUUGGUGGUCUUACCAUUCUGUUCCUCAUUCUCUUUUUGCCAGACAAGCCACCGGCACAGCCCGGGUUGCCCUUCAAGGAACAGGUUAAGCAGUUCGAUCUUCCCGGCAGCUUCUUCCUGAUCCCUUCUGUCAUCUGCCUUCUCCUCGCCUUACAAUGGGGCGGUGCGACAUAUUCUUGGAGCGACGGCCGAAUUAUCGCGUUAUUUGUUAUAUUUGGUGUCCUUGCUAUCAUCUUCUGGAUCGUCGAACUCUGGCAGAAGGAUCGAGCCACCGUUCCCUUGCGAGUCCUAAAGAACAAUAAUAUCAUCGGCGCUGUGUGGUAUGGUGUGUGCAUGGGCGCCGCUCUCUUCGUCUUUUCCUAUUACCUCCCGAUCUGGUUUCAGGCGGUUAAGGGGGUCUCUGCUACUCAAUCCGGCAUUGAUAACUUACCCAGCAUCCUUGGUCUCGUUGUAUUUUCCAUCAUUGGUGGAGGUCUUGCCACAGUGUUGGGCUUGUAUACACCGUUGCUCAUUGCUUCUUCGGCCAUCACUGCAGUUGGAGCCGGCCUUCUCAGCACUCUCAAGGUUGAUUCUACCAUCGGAUAUUGGUUUGGGUACCAGAUAAUAGUUGCGGCUGGUGCGGGUCUGGGUGCUCAGAACGUCAUGCUCGUUGCUCAGGUUGCCGUCCCUAUGGCUGAUAUGCCUAUGGCUAUCUCGAUUUUAACCUUCACCCAGUCGCUGUCUUCCUCGAUCUUCUUGGCUGUGGCCCAGAACGUCUUCCAAAACCAGCUAAUCAAGAAUCUGGUUGUCCGAGCCCCCGAAGUCGAUUCUGCUUCUGUUAUUAAGGGCGGUGCCACUGCACUGAGGGUUACUGUUUCGCCUGAGCAGUUGCCUGCUGUUUUACAAGCGUACAACGAUGCCCUCACGCAAACAUUUUACGUCGCUGUUGCCGUCAGCGCCCUGUCCAUCAUUGGGCCCAUCUUUAUGGACUGGCUUUCCUUAAAGCAGCCGGGGACAAAACCUACAGAAGACAUAACGGAGGCUUCCGUGAAUGAUCAGCCUGCCUAA
Messenger RNA from Daldinia decipiens, 1796 nucleotides. RefSeq names its product MFS transporter. Gene Ontology annotation, molecular function: transmembrane transporter activity. The record is from RefSeq and is a predicted model, not a curated record. Gene Ontology annotation, biological process: transmembrane transport. The transcript has 3 exons. Bases 30 to 1796 code for a protein of 588 amino acids. NCBI's taxonomy places the organism in Eukaryota, Fungi, Ascomycota, Sordariomycetes, Xylariales, Hypoxylaceae.